This is a messenger RNA of Cynoglossus semilaevis (tongue sole), 4509 nucleotides long. RefSeq names its product voltage-dependent calcium channel subunit alpha-2/delta-1. Gene Ontology annotation, molecular function: voltage-gated calcium channel activity. The transcript is spliced from 38 exons. NCBI's taxonomy places the organism in Eukaryota, Metazoa, Chordata, Actinopteri, Pleuronectiformes, Cynoglossidae. Gene Ontology annotation, cellular component: L-type voltage-gated calcium channel complex. The record is from RefSeq and is a predicted model, not a curated record. The coding region runs from base 26 to 3217 and encodes 1063 amino acids.
AAAGGGUGGCCCUGGACUGGAGGAUAUGGGUUUAAGAAUAAAUUUUAUUGUGUUUUUUUCUGGCAGUGUCAAAGAAUGGGUUGAUCAGAUGCAGAGAGAGCUUAUCACUUUGGCAGACAAGGCUACAGCUGGAAAGAGUCUCACUCAGAUCUUCGUGAGAAACCAGCAUCUUUACACUGUAGAGCAAAACGAUGCGGAGGAGCUAGUGGCCAGAGCAGCCAGGAAAAUUGAGCAGCUAUUGCGCAAGAGGUCCGCUGCUCUCAAGAAAUUGGCGGCAACCGCUGAGGACCUGCAGGCGGCACAUAAAUGGAAGAAUGAGUUUGAGGAUGUAGAAAUUGCCUACUACAAUGCAAAAGAUAAUCUGGAUGUAAAUGCAACUGAAGGAAGAAAAUACAGGAUACGGCCAGACUUUCAGGAGGACAAGCUAUUCAGACGUUUGACCGAUCAUAACCACACAGCUGUUCACAUCCCUACUGACAUUUAUGACGGCUCCACCAUCAUCUUGAAUGAGCUGAACUGGACGGAAGCUCUGGAGGAUGUGUUUAGAAAGAACAGAGAAGAAGACCCAACCCUUCUGUGGCAGAUUUUUGGUAGUGCAACUGGUCUGGCUCGCUACUACCCAGCUUCACCCUGGAUGGAUGCACGCAAGACUCCAAGUAAAAUAGACCUUUAUGAUGUCCGCAGGCGGCCAUGGUACAUCCAAGGAGCUGCUUCCCCCAAAGAUAUGCUGAUCCUCGUUGAUGCGAGUGGAAGUGUGUCUGGCCUAACUCUUAAACUUAUCAGAACCUCUGUCACUGAGAUGCUUGACACUUUGUCCGAUGAUGACUUUGUCAAUGUAGUUUACUUUAACACCAGGGUGAAGAAAACAGCAUGUUUUGAUCAUCUGGUACAAGCUAAUGUGAGGAACAAAAAGGUGCUGAAGGAUGCUGUACAGAACAUCACGGCUAAAGGAAUAACAAACUACACCAAAGGCUUUGAGUUUGCUUUUGAACAACUCUCAAUGAUGAAUGUUAGUAGAGCCAACUGCAAUAAAAUAAUCAUGCUGUUUACUGAUGGAGGAGAGGAAAGAGCUCGGGCCAUAUUGGAGAGAUACAAUGCGGACAAAAAGGUGAGGAUCUUCACCUUUUCUGUGGGACAACACAACUAUGAUAAAGGACCUGUUCAGUGGAUGGCCUGCUCCAACAAAGGUUACUUCUAUGAGAUCCCGUCCAUUGGUGCUAUCAGAAUAAACACGCAGGAAUACCUCGAUGUCUUGGGGAGACCUAUGGUUCUGGCAGACAAGCAGGCCAAACAAGUCCAGUGGACCAAUGUGUACCUAGAUGCCUUGGAACUGGGUCUGGUCAUAACAGGAACACUACCAGUCUUCAACAGAACCAAGACUAUAGAUGACAGGAAUGGCGAGCAUCAAAACCAGCUGAUUCUUGGGGUGAUGGGAAUUGACGUGUCUUUGGGUGAUAUCAAGAAACUCACACCACGGUUUACAAUUGGUCCAAAUGGUUAUUACUUUGCCAUUGAUCCUAAUGGAUAUGUCCUGCUGCACCCUAACCUUCAACCCAAGAACCCCAAAUUCCAGGAACCUGUUACUUUGGAUUUUUUGGAUGCUGAGUUGGAAAACGACAUAAAAGUUGAGAUUAGGAGAAUGAUGAUAGACGGUGAGAUCGGUGAACGCACUAUUCAUACUCUGGUCAAAGCUCAGGAUGAGAGGUACAUAGACAGAGGAAUACGCACCUACACUUGGGCACCUGUAAAUGGAACGGACUACAGCCUGGCUCUUGUUCUUCCUAAAUACAGCGAAUACUUCAUUCAAGCCAAAUUAGGAGAUGACAUGAAACAAGAUAUAUCAAUGAAAACACUGCAGGUGGAUGAGUUCGAAGAACAUGGUUACACGUACAUCGCACCAAGGGAAUACUGCAAAAGGAUGAAAAUGUCUCACAACAACACCGAGUUCCUUCUUGACUUCAACCAGUACAUUGAAGGAAAAAUUCAGGAUUCGCCACUAUGUUAUAUGUCCCUUGUGAGCCGGCUGAUCCUUGAUGCAAUCCUGACAGCUGAACUGGUGAAAGUCUGGAAUGAAGAGCCAGUAGAGGGGAUAAGAGCCAGGUUUGUAGCCACGGAUGGUGGAAUUACGAGACUCUUCCCACAAAGUGCUGGAGAAGAAUGGAACGAGAAUCCUGAGACAUAUGAAUCCAGCUUCUACAAGAGGAGCCUGGACAAUGAAAUGUACAUUUUUACUGCUCCUUCUUUCAAUUCCGAAGACAGAGAGUGCGUUCCCGACAUGGGUAUUUUAGUUAGCAAAGCAGUGGACAUCACGAUUGACCAAGUCACAAUCAAACCAGCAGUGGUUGGAGUGAAACUGAAUAUCUCAUUCUGGAUGAAUUCUUUUAUCAACGCUACACUCAAACUCAAAUGCAAGGAUGAAAUCUGUGGCUGUCUUAGAAAUGACAAGCACGUGGACUGUGUGAUUCUUGAUGACGGAGGCUUUCUGCUAAUGUCAAAUCAAGAUGAGUACAUCGACCUGAUAGGUCAGUUCUUUGGAGAGGUUGAUCCGGUGCUGAUGAUCAACCUGGUCAACUCUUCGCUGUUCUCAUUUAACAAGACCUAUGACUACCAAUCUGUCUGCGACCCAGAGAAAGAUGGGAAGGCUGCAGCAGGACCUCGCGGUGUCUAUGUGCCUUCCAUUUCAGACAUGCUUAGUAUUGGCUGGUGGGCCUCUACUGCAGCCUGGACAAUACUGCGGCAGGUUUUCUAUUGUUUGAUUUUUCCCAACCUUCUAAAAACAGCUGAGUCAGCAGAUGACGAAAUUGCAGAUGCCAUGUUUAAGGAAAGCUGUAUCACAGAGCAGACUCAGUACUUCUUUGACAAUGAUGAAAGAUCCUACUCUGGAGUUUUGGACUGUGGAAAUUGUUCCAGGAUGUAUCGUGCAGAGAAGCUGCCAAGCACAAAUCUGGUGUUCCUGAUCACUGAUGCCAAAGCAACAUGUUUGUCAUGUGACCCCAGACCCCUGAGACAAGCAGAGCAACCUUCUGAAGGUCCAGAUCCUUGUGAGCUGGCUCGGAACCCUAGAUACCGCAAAGGGCCGGAUGUGUGUUUUGACAACAAUGAAGACGAGGAUGAUUCUGAUUGUGGAGGAGGAGACGGCUUAAGGCCAUAUAUUUGGACAAUGUUUGGGAUUCAAAUGCUGCUUCUUUGGCCUAUCAUAACUUUACAACAAUUAUGACCUCAAACACACACACACACACUUACACACACAAACAAGUCAAGAUCUCCUUCCUUAACUGGAAAGAUAACCUUGAUCAUGUCAUCCAGGAUAUAUGCAGUUUUUUUUAACAGGACUUUUUUUUUUUUUCUAAAUUUUUUUCCUCAUCUAUAUUUUUACACCUACAGACAAAGUGACUUUACUCAGCUGCACAUAUUUUUUAACAUAUAGAGACAUACUGUAUGUAUUCCUCAAUACUCUCUUAUGGUGCAAGAGUUAAGAGCUAAUCAAACCCUUUAAUUCUGCCACAUUUUGUUUUCUGAUUUAAAAAGUGGAGAUUAAGGCGAUGCCCCACUAUGCCAACUGAAUUCAAAGACUGUAUGCUCACUGACAGCAUUGAUAUGUGUAGUUGUAAGUAUUGUUGAUUGCUUCUUAUAUAUAUGUUUUUUUUUUUUUUUAAUGUCCUGUACUUAACUACCGUGUAUGGUUUUAAGUGGUAAAUCAGCAAGUAUUUCGUUACCAGUUGUCAUAGCGGCAUGUGCGCAGCACAAAGCUAAAGAAACCAACCAAUGUUUUGACACCAAAGCUCUGUGUUCACCACCAUGAACUGUACCACAGUUGACCUUCAUUUUGAUUCGUUCCCAGUGUGUCGUUGAUGUGAUUACAUUUGUUUUUAGCUAGAAUUCUUAAUGCUUCACCUUAUUAGUGGCUUUCAGGAAACCCACUAUCUAUUUGAAUCCUAUGUGAAAUUUGUCACAGUAUAAAAAUUUGGUUGUCUUGAAUUUCAACCAGGGAUGUCCGAUAUUAACUUUUUGCCAACAUACGAUAUGCCGAUAUUGUCCAAACACUUAAUUUCCAAUUCUGAUAUCAAUCGAUACCGAUAUAGGCCUGGUAGUAUUUAUUUAUUUAUCUGUACAAACCACCACAAGGCCAACCGGUAGUCGUCCUCCAUGGCCUCCCCAAACUUUCCCAGACCCGAGUUUUUGCUUCCGUGACUACCCGAGCCGCCGUCCGCUUGGCCUGUCUGUACCCGUCGGCUGCCUCAGGAGUCCCACAGACCAACCAGGCUCGGUAGGACUCCUUCUUGCUUGCUUGACGACUUCCCUUACCUCCAAUGUCCACCACCGGGUUCGGGGAUUGUCGCCAUGACAGGGACCGGAGACCUUAAGGCCACAGCUUUGGACAGCUGCGCCAACAAUGGAAGUGGAGAACAUAGUCCACUCAGACUCGAUGUCUCCAGCCUCCCUCGGGACCUGUUCAAAGCUCUCCCGGAGGUGGGAGUUGAAGGCCCCCCUCACAGGGGAUUCCGCCAG